UAGUAAAUAGACACAUCCUCUUUUGUAACCCUACGCAGUGCAGACUACGAGACAUAGGAAGUCAUUUGGGAUGCGGCCUGUGGCAUUUGUUAAAGCACGUCUUCUUUAAAACAACCGACGCCUGAGAAUAAAUUCUAAAAACUUUCAGCUAGUUUCAUAGCUCAGUAAGACCUACAAGUGUUUCGCAACCACACACACACACACACACACACACUCACACACACACACACACACACACUCAGAGCUAUGAGCAUUUUCGGCUUUGGCCAAAGCGCAGACAUCGACAUAGUGCUGAAAGACUCUGAGACGAGGAAAAAAGCCGAGCACAAGAGCGAAGAUGGCAGAAAGGAGAAGUAUUUCCUUUUCUAUGACGGAGAGACUGUGAGCGGUCAAGUCAACAUCACGCUGAAAAACCCGGGCAAGAAACUCGAGCACUAUGGCAUCAAGAUCGAGUUCCUCGGGCAGAUCGAGCUGUAUUAUGACAAAGGGAACCACCAUGACUUUGUUUCCCUGGUUAAAGAUCUGGCUCGACCUGGAGAACUUUCCAGCUCCCAGUCUUUCGACUUCGAGUUUUCUCAUGUGGAGAAACCAUACGAGUCAUACACAGGCCAGAACGUGAAACUAAGAUACUUCCUUCGUGCGACGAUAAGCCGCAGACUGAACAACAUCACCAAGGAAAUGGACAUCGUCGUGCACACGCUGUGCACGUAUCCCGAGUUAAACUCCUCUAUCAAGAUGGAGGUUGGCAUUGAAGACUGUCUGCAUAUUGAGUUCGAGUACAACAAAUCCAAAUAUCACUUGAAAGACGUGAUUGUGGGGAAGAUCUACUUCCUUCUUGUGAGGAUAAAAAUAAAGCACAUGGAGAUCGAUAUAAUCAAGCGAGAGACGACGGGAACGGGACCCAGCGUGUAUCAUGAAAACGAAACCAUUGCCAAGUACGAGAUUAUGGAUGGAGCACCAGUGAGAGGCGAAUCGAUCCCCAUCCGGUUAUUUCUCGCCGGCUACGAGCUGACUCCCACCAUGAGAGACGUCAAUAAGAAGUACUCUGUGCGAUAUUAUCUGAACCUGGUCCUGAUAGACGAGGAGGAGAGACGCUACUUCAAACAGCAGGAAAUCACACUGUGGAGAAAAGGAGAUAUCGUCAAGAGGAGUAUGUCCCAACAGGCCACCAUAGCUGCUCAGAGAUUUGAGGGAUCGAAACCUGGUGCUGUGGUUAAUGAAAAUGUUCAAUGAAAUGUUAGUUGUUUAUAGAUGAAUUCUAUUUCCUGUACGCUCAGCAGCACAGGAGUUUGGGAUCGACGGGAAAGCAAAUCAUUCACGAAUAUCAUCCAGGUGCUCAAUUUUUACACAUACACAUGUUGAGUUGUUGAGAUUUCCUUCGAAAUUAUAAAUAAGAAGGAGAAAAUCUACGUACAAAAACUUUCUAUUUAAAAAUACCCAAACAUUCCUUAUACAUAUCUUUAUGAUCAAAUCAAUACUAAUUAUUUUAAUGUCAUGUUUAUGUUCUGGUAAAACGAGCCUCAAGUAAACACUGGGAGAUUUGUGUUCGGUGGGAAAGCUAUUCGCAGUAAGUUUAUUCGUAAUCGAUUUACACGUUGUUAUUCUGUAGUGUUGGAAUUAGGGGAAGAGGCUAUAAACUUCAGGUUAGGGGAAAAAUCCCUGAAUUCCUACACGGAAAUAUGAGACCGUCUACAGAAUUUUGAAUUCUCUGACAGUAGUGUUAAACUGUCUAGACCGAUGAUGGCUUUCAACACACCGUUCUAAGGAGUUAAAGUUUUACACACAGUUUUAAGGAGUUAAAUACUCAUCACAGGUAGCUUGCUAGGUUCCUGCUAACAAAUGUCCUGCACAGAACGUGAGAAAUGUUCCACCUUCCUACUCCUGGGUUCUGAGUUGAACGCAGCAUCACUGAAAGGAAACGCCACAUGACCGUUUUCAAAUCUAAUACUUUUGAUGGAGUUUCUUUUCUUUUCUCGUUUCUUUUUCUACUUCUGUGUAUAUGUAUGUGCCAAAAGUAUGUAUCUAGUCCAAAGAUAUCUGAUAUGGACCCUCUGUAUGGGUGUUUAGGAACAAUGGGUAAAUAAGGGUCAUAUUUCUGAUGGGUGUUUUAUUUCUUUAUCUUUCCAUUUUAGCAUCGCUCAGGUCAAGCAAGCUUUUUUGUAAUA
Molecule: messenger RNA, 2165 nt
Organism: Hemibagrus wyckioides
Lineage: Eukaryota; Metazoa; Chordata; Actinopteri; Siluriformes; Bagridae
Gene: vps26b
Product: VPS26, retromer complex component B
Exons: 7
Coding region: 247-1233 (328 amino acids)
Biological process (GO): retrograde transport, endosome to Golgi; intracellular protein transport
Cellular component (GO): retromer complex; endosome
Source: RefSeq, a predicted model, not a curated record